AUGAAAAUGGGCCUGUCAGCAGGCAAUCAGAGAGAGCAACAAGGAUUGGUGGAGCGCUGCGUCCCACCGCUCACUGUCGUCUCCUCGCUCUCCUCUGCCUUCCCAAUCCCAGUGAGAUUUGCUGGCAAGCCAACUUUCAUCAAACGCUUGAGCUCGGACAGUCUAGAUGGAGGAAAACUCCGAAGGAUAAGGAGCUUACUGCGCAAGGAGAGCUCUACGUCCAGUCUGCUGCCAGCCAUCCCUGGAGUGCCUGAAGACCAAAAGCAGCCGCUGACCUGCCAGCUGCAGGGCCAGGCAGAAACAGACAGCCAAGAAGACCUGGGCCAAGCCCCGGGAAUCAAACACGUGAGCUUCCGUGAGGAAGAACGGGAAGCGGAAAAAGCCCAUCGUGUGGCUGCGGUGCUGAAGUUGCCCAAAGCCAACGAAUCUUUCAGCAACGAUUCCAGACCUUCCUCAAGGGCUCAGUCCAGCCCGUCGCAGGCAUCGCAAGGCACUCCAUCCCGGCUUCCACUUCUGGCAUGCGACUCAGUCAGACUUCUGAGGCGCAGGGCUAAGAAGAGCAGGCAGAAAGAACCUGAGGAGAUGGAAGCAUCAACAUCUCAGGCUGAGGCCAGCCAGCCGCAGGAGUCCUCUGCUGACAGAGCUGGAUUUCUGCCACCAAUAAACGAAGAAACACAGUCUCCUCAGCGUCAGCCUCCAAACAGCAAAGCCCCACCGCGCAGGAAGGGCACACACUACCCACGCUGAUGCGGGCAUGGGGCGCCCAUGAGCUCCAAGAGCUCCACUCGAGCUGGCUGCAAAACAGAUGCUUGAAUCCCAUCUGCAUCAUAUCUAAUCCUAGACUAGGCUGCCGAGUGCCCAAUCCAACCUGGCCUUCAACACUGCCACAGACGCGGCGUCCACAAGCUCUCUGGGCAUCCGCUUCCAGCAUCUCACCACCGUCUCUGGAAAGACCUUCUCCCUGACAUCCAAUCUUCAUUGUCCCUCCCUCUGUCAAUAAAGCCUUACCAUGGCCCUAUCCCAUAGAAAUCUCCACAAUGCCUGUGGCAGUGUCAUUGUGUCUUUGGACGCCAGCUCUGGUGCUGGUGGAGGGAGAAAGAAUUGUGAGAGGGCAUCAGAACAUGUCACGAUGCUUUCCUUGAUGCCAAAGGAAAUCCAGCGUCUCGCUUGGCUCGGCUGUCUGAGCUUUUCUGCUGAAGGGAAAGACCAAAAAUGAAGUCAGCUUCAAAUUGGUGUGGCAGCUCAGAGCUCUCAGAGGAUACCAGGGAUCCUUGGGAGGCCCUUUCCAAGUGGAAGAUUGCGUCCUAUAAAGAAUCACAGAAUCACUGAAUCAUACAAUGGCGUGCGUUGAAAAGGACCACAGUGACCAUCAAGUUUCACCUCCCACCCCCCUCCCCGCUAUGUGCAGUACUGCCAGCCACUAGACCAAAAUGCCCCGUGCCACAUCCAGCCUGGCCUUGAAUGCCUCCAGGGAUGCAGCAUCCACAGCCUCCUUGGGCCAUUCCCCCUCCUGCUUAGAUGCUCCCUUUAAGUACUGGAAGGCCACCAGGAGGUCUCCAUGGAGCCUUCUCUUCGCCAAGCUAAACGAUCCCAGUUCCCUCCACCUUUCCUCAUACGAGAGGUGCUCCAGCCCUCUGACCAUCUUAGUGGCCCUCCUCUGGACCCACUCCAAAAACUUCCCGUCUUGCGGAGAAGAGAGAAUAAAGGUAAGACAGACUCCAAGAAGGACAAGAGCAAAAGCAGAGAAGAACAGGCACAGGUAAGAAAGAAGAGCAGAAGAGGAGGAGAAGAAAAAAUGAGGAUGAAGGUAAGAAAAACAAGCGGGCAGGGAGAAGAGCUGAAGAAGGGAUGAGUGGGUGCAGGUAAGACCGAACAGCAGAAGUGGAGAGGAGCUGAAGAGGAGAAGUAUGAAAAGUAGAGCAAAAGUACAGGAGGUGGAAAGAGAGGAAAGAGGCAAGAGAGAAGAGAGGAAGAGCAGAGAAAGAACAGAGCAGUAGAGAA
Molecule: messenger RNA, 2001 nt
Organism: Gallus gallus (chicken)
Lineage: Eukaryota; Metazoa; Chordata; Aves; Galliformes; Phasianidae
Exons: 3
Coding region: 1-747 (248 amino acids)
Source: RefSeq, a predicted model, not a curated record